Messenger RNA from Cydia splendana, 5095 nucleotides. It is a transcript of the gene S, whose product is annotated as protein Star. Lineage: Eukaryota; Metazoa; Arthropoda; Insecta; Lepidoptera; Tortricidae. The record is from RefSeq and is a predicted model, not a curated record. The transcript has 7 exons. The coding region runs from base 254 to 1120 and encodes 288 amino acids.
GUUACGCGUCGCGCGUGUGAAACAUUGCGGUCACUGACUCAUGUUUCUUUUCUUUAGUUCGACUUUUCUUAUUUUAAACUUCAAAAUGUGUUUUUGUUUUUAUUAAUAUUAGACCAAUGCAUUCAGAAAUCUUUUACGGUAGUGAAGCUUAUUGUGUUGUAAUUUGAAAGCGAGUGAAACUGCAGCGAACAGUUGCACUGCACCUGCUCUGUUUUUUUUUUAUUACGGACGGAAAUACACAACAAGCUCUACCAUGGCAGAAAAAAAGAUCCAAGAGAACCCUCUGCCCGAGCCAGCGGAACCCGCCCAGCCCAAGCCAGAGCCGAAGCCCCGUUUCUGCAUGCCGUCUUUCACAAAAACCCCGCCGCAGGAUUUAUAUAGGCAGCUGUUGCCUGCUAUGCUGUUCUUGCUGACGUUUGUGACAGUUAUGACCAUGUUGCUCACUUAUAUGGACACUUUUGCGAGAGGAGCCCAGCAGUUCCGCCUGAACAUGAGUCGCGACUACGAGCUAAAGAUCCCUCAGGAGUCCGACUACCUGGUCGCGUACGUGCGCCAGUGGCACCUCGGCCCGCGCCCCAACAAGGAGGCGCCGGCGCCCAUCUACACGGCCCAGGCCAAACUCCUGGACCAGCUGCUUGGAGAGGUGUACAACGGCACAUUCGUAGAAAUCCUCCCCCGUGGACACCGCGACCCUACCACCCUGUUUCUCGAGGUUGAACGGGGUUGGAGCGGACUGGCCGUUCGGGCUGCCCCAAGGGAUCAUUUAGAGCUGGGCGGCUCAGCAAGGACCCUGAACGCCUGUCUUAGCCCCCUCGACCAUCCUAUACAGGUUCCCUUCAACGAAUCGGAUGAACACGAUACCUUCUUUAGGUCCCGCGUGCUGUGCUUGCCGCUGUACACGGUGCUGCUCGCGGCGGAGGCGACGCGUGCUCACUACGUACUCCUCGGCGGACCCCCGCACCUACACCAUGUGCCCUUCCACAAGGUGCAGCUGCAGGUAAUCGAAUACCGUUCUAACGAUGCCGGCGCUCGCAAUCAGACAGCGCAGUUCCUUCUCACCAAGAACUACACCGUGGCAGCCACCUUCCCGGAUUCCAUCAUGUUUGCGCUCAACCACUGAGUGAGUUUGUAACUGUCGAAUCGCAAUAAUCGCAUACAUAUGGAAAAACUAAAAGCGAAGGUAAAAAGAUAUCAUUCAUGAAAAAGUUUCGUUGAUCUUAGAAAAAACCUCCUACAACCUUAGGCGAACCCUACACGUCAAUAAAUAUUGUGAUAAUUAUCAUGAUAUUUAUUAUGUAUCUUGGGCCGGAUCACAGCACACCCUACACCAUCAAUACGGAUCGCGUCAGUACGAAGCGUUCUUUGUACGAGGCAGACGUGGUGGACUCUAGACAGAGAAAAAUUAGAGCUUGUUUGGCAAUAACUGUAGCCCUUUCUUUAAACAAACGAGUAAAAAGAAAGCGAUAAAUAUCAAACGCGACACUAUACGCAAGAUAAAUAUCACGAUCCAGGAUCUAGGAUCAGAUCACAAGCAUUUCCAGAAACCCAGCGAAAUAUUGUGAUCCGUCAAUACACUACCCUACACGUCAAUAAAUAUCGUAAACCGUAUAAUUGACGGAUCACAAUAUGGAUCUUGCGUGUAGGGUUCGCCUAAACACCCUCUCCAACUUCUCUGGUGAUGCGGAUGUCCAUAGGCGGCGGCAAUCGCUUACCAUCAGGAUUCGCCUGCUCGUUUGCCUGCUAUAUCAUAAAAAAACACCAAUUAUCCAUUUGUUUUUGUGUUUGGCGAUGUCUCCUGGGUUACCCUCGAAAAGUAUCAGCAAAUAAAUGUUGUCUACUUUAAACGUUGCAGUACCAUACAUGGUUCCUUUAUGUAGCUAUAUCAUAGUUGUCUCCUGGGUCACGGAGCGGAAUAGCAAAAACGACAAGUCUAUAAAAUUCACUCAAUAUUUGUAUGCGAUUCGACGUUAAAACAAUGUUUUGUGAUCCAUAAUAAUAAUAAUAAAUAGUUAUUAAUCUCAAAUGAUAUGAACUAGACAAGGAACAUUUUCUGUCAAGUGCCUUAGGAGUCAAAUAAGAUGGUUUAUACACAUCUUAAUCAAAUCUGUAACUGCACCCAGGUUCAAAGACCAAUUAUUACUAAAAGUUUAGCGUGAAACAGCAUAUGACGCUUGAAAGAUUUAUUUCUAACUGCCUCUAAUGGGUGGUCUAUUUUUUUAAUAAACAUUAACGUCAAAAUUACAGAUUAGUUGGGUUCGACUUCGACGCUAAAAACCUCAAAAUGUAAAAAAUUAAGACUCAAUUUCAACUAUCUAUUCUACAGAUUUGGUUAAAAUGUGUAUGGCACAGUAAAGUAACCAUUUCUGGACCUUACUCUAUACGAAAUAAAGUCUGAAAUGGUCGCUUUUGUGUAACAUAAACAUCCAGCAGCUACGUUGCUCAUUGAUACACUGAUUUACGAUAAUCACAUGUUAAGUCACUUUUAUUGAAUGCACAUUAAUAUUAAUUAAAUCGUGUAAAGUAUCAUGGAGUUAUAAGAUUUCAAAUAAUCGCGUUUAUUAAGAGGAAAGGGGACGUCACGUGACCGCUUCUCCCGUGACAACUGUCGAUAUAAGUUGAGUUCUGCCGUUCUCGAGAACGUUCUCCGGUUAUUAUGGGGAAUAUUCUCUGGCGAGAAUGUUCCCCAUACAAAACAGAGAGUGUUCCCGAGAAGGGCACAACUAUGGAUAUAAGUUAUUGAAAAUAUUAAUAACUCCAUUAGGAACAGUAUGCGGUGAAAAUAGAAUGAAGAGAAAAUUGUCAUUGCCAUUCAUGUUGACAUAUGCCUUGUGUGUCCUUGCCUUAAUAUUUGAACUGAUAAAGUUGAAAUGUUAUCAAAUUAUCCUUUUUAUGGAAAUUUGACAAUCUGGUAAUGACAGUGUCUAUCCAAUUCAAUUGGUGACGUUUAUUCUAUUAGGUGGAUAACGCAAUCCACCAUCCGCCUGCUCAUAAGUCACUCUGGCGGCAGAUUAAAUAAAGCAACACCUAAAAUAUUUUAAUUGUGAUAUUGUGUGAUAUUCCAUGGUACCGCUAAGAAAAAAAAUCUCUUGUCCCCUGGGUUACAAAAUGUUACUUACGAGACAUUCCCUGCUUAAAAUGAACUCAGUUGACGCAAAAGUCGUAUACAUUUUUAAGAAACUUUUCCGUUCAAAUAUUAUAGAUAAAGGCGGUAAAGAGAGACAAUAAUGAUUGUUAGGUUGUGUCUGUCACGGUGUUACUAACAAAAGUUUAAUAAUAGCAUUUUUGCAAAAGUAUUAAUAAAGUAUUGGCUUACCUUAGCUAGGAAUUUUGGCACUUGUACACAAUUAAAAUUUUACACGCAUUUUAGGACACGAACUGAUUCGUUGCGUUUUUCAUACAUUAGUAUUAUUUUAUUGUGAAUUUCAGUGACAGUACGCAGUAAAAAAUACAUCAACUUUAUACCCAGGUUAUAUUUCGAUCAAAAACUCUUGUCUUAUGUCAAAAUUAGUCACUUAAUAUCUUUUCAGUGUUCUUUUCAUUAAUGUCAAGGAAUUUAUUGGAUGUGAAGUUUGCUAAAAUGCAGUUUGUUUCUAAUAACAAAAAAACUACCUACGUAACCAUACAUAAAAUACAAAUAUUAAAUGGUUGAUUUUUGCAACCAAAUCAAAUCAGAGUAUAGGUUAGGCAAUUUUACUGUAGCUGUUACAUGAGUAAUGAAUGAUCAAUAUUGAUUUCCAUCCAAAUCGGUUGUGUGAUUAUCAGACCACAAUGAUGUCCAGUGUUUUUUGGGUGGGUCAACUUUUUUUUGUUAUUCUGUCCCGUUAGCCAGGAGACACUAUUGUCUCCUGGCUAACUACUACUUUUAGCGUAGUUUAGAAAUGUUAUACUACGUUCUACUUAUAUGCUAAGAAAAUGAUCCAUUGUGGAACGGGCUUAUAAUUCUCAUAAAAAUGUAGGGUAGCUGCUAUAGUUAUUGGCCACUCUUAACAAUAAGGCUUCAAUUGGCUUGUUUCUUUCUGAUUUAUUAGGAAUGGCCAAUAUCUAUAGCAGUCACCCUAUGUUUGGUUACUUUAAAUACCAUGGCAACGAGUGCCAAAAAAAGUUUAUCCACCCUUUUAUCUUAAGUAUUUCUAUUUUAUUUAAUCCGUGGUUGCUAUUUUAAUUAUUUUAAAUAUUGUGUCAUUCCAAUUAUGCCGAUUCCUCUCUAUUAUUUAAUUUAAAAGACUGAAUAUUGAAUAUUUUGUUUUAAUAUUGAGAAGUCAAUCUUGGUAACUUUGGAUUUUUGUAUACAUUUUAAAUCGCAUUUCAAAUAAAAACGAUCACAGUUCACAGGACCUAAGAAAGUAAAUAAGGAUACUAAGGGCCACCCCACAUCUAGCGUCUUUCGAGCGUCGGCGUCUACAACUCUAUGGCCUUGCUCGACGCAACGUCGACGCAACGUCGACGCAACUGCGCAGCGACGUCAUUUUCCAUAGCGCUGACCGACGCCGACGCCCGAAAGACGCCAGAUGUGGGGUGGCCCUAAGACCUAUACAGACCGUCUGUAUAGUCACCUGCAAUAAUAUGUUACUCUUCGAAGGCCGCAAAAAUAUGUGACACGCUCUUAUGGCUCUACAAAUAAUAUCGUGUCCGAUAUUUUUGCGGCCUUCGUUGUGUAACAUAUUAUUACAGGUGACUGUACCGGUCCUAAACGUCUAAGCGCCCCUUGCACCAUCUCAGUAACCCGGGGUUAACAGGUUAAACCGUUAACCCAGUGUCAAAUUGUACUGGUAACCAUGGUAACUCCAGGUUUACCCGGUUAUCCCCAGGUUAGUGGGAUGGGGCAAGUAGCGCUUAAUACAUAAGAAAUGUGUUCAAAGUUACCAAGAUUUUCUGUAACAAUGAUCAAUAUUUUUUUACAAUAUUUAAGUGGAUUUAAUGAUUAUUAAUGAUAUAAUUAAUUAAUGAACUCAGAAUAACGAUUAAGUGAUCACGAUGACAAUGAACGGUUUUAUCGAUUAAAUUAUAAUUUUAGUUCAAUUGAUAAUUUUAAGAUUUUUGUGUUAGGCUUAGUUUUAUGCGCUCAAUUUUUCUCAAAUAAAUGGCUUUAAUGAAA